Molecule: messenger RNA, 3866 nt
Organism: Cololabis saira (Pacific saury)
Lineage: Eukaryota; Metazoa; Chordata; Actinopteri; Beloniformes; Belonidae
Product: glutamate decarboxylase 1-like
Exons: 17
Coding region: 218-1957 (579 amino acids)
Biological process (GO): GABA biosynthetic process
Cellular component (GO): cytoplasm; presynaptic active zone
Molecular function (GO): glutamate decarboxylase activity; pyridoxal phosphate binding
Source: RefSeq, a predicted model, not a curated record
ACAAAUAUUCUUGAGGGAGAAAAGGGUCACUCGCGCUCCGCUGGAUGGGAUCUUUUUUAGUCCACCCUCUUCCUUCCCUGCCGCCACUGGACACUUUCAUGACGCGCCUUUUGGUUUGCAGUUCCGACAUUUAGUUAAGAGUUUCCUCCGGACUUGACAGGCUGAGCGCGCAGCCGUAUAUAAUUCCCCCGGUUGGAGAUCAGAUAAGAGAAGAGAAAUGGCCACGUCUGAACCGAGAGCCACCGGUGGGGACCAGGACCCCAACUCGGCUAAUUUAAGACCUCCAUCUGCAACCUACGAAUAUGCGUGGAUGCACGGAUGCACACGGAAACUGGGGAUGAAGAUCUGCGGAUUUCUGCAGAAGAACAACAGCCUGGAUGAGAAGGGGAAGAAGAACCUGCUGUCGUGCGACAACAGCGACAGGGACGCGCGUUUCCGCCGCACCGAGACCGACUUCUCCAACCUGUUCGCCCGAGACCUGCUUCCAGCCAAGAAUGGGGAGGAGCCGACCAUGCAGUUCCUGCUGGAGGUGGUGGACAUCCUCACCAACUACGUUAAGAAGACGUUCGACCGCUCCACCAAGGUGCUGGACUUCCACCACCCGCACCAGCUCCUGGAGGGCAUGGAGGGCUUCAACCUGGAGCUGUCCGACCAGCCCGAGUCCCUGGAGCAGAUCCUGGUGGACUGCAGGGACACGCUCAAGUACGGGGUCCGCACAGGUCACCCGCGCUUCUUCAACCAGUUAUCUUCUGGUCUGGACAUCAUCGGCCUGGCGGGAGAGUGGCUCACCUCCACGGCUAACACCAACAUGUUCACCUACGAGAUCGCGCCGGUGUUUGUGCUGAUGGAGCAGCUGACUCUGAAGAAGAUGAGAGAGAUGAUCGGCUGGCCGGGCGGAGAAGGAGACGGCCUCUUCUCACCAGGAGGCGCAAUCUCCAACAUGUACAGCGUCAUGAUCGCACGCUACAAGUAUUUCCCAGAGGUCAAGACCAAGGGCAUGUCUGCUGCUCCUCGGCUGGUCCUCUUCACAUCCGAACACAGCCACUACUCGAUAAAAAAGGCCGGGGCUGCUCUGGGCUUUGGGUCGGAGAACGUGGUCCUUCUUAGUACCGAUGAGAGGGGGAGGGUCAUCCCUGCAGACCUGGAGGCGAAAAUCAUCGACACUAAACAGAAGGGUUACGUGCCGUUGUUCGUCAACGCCACCGCUGGAUCAACCGUGUACGGAGCCUUCGACCCCAUCAAUGAGAUCGCCGACAUCUGUGAGAAAUACAACCUGUGGCUCCACGUGGAUGGGGCCUGGGGGGGGGGACUGCUGAUGUCCAGGACGCACCGCCACAAGCUCAGCGGAGUGGAGAGGGCCAACUCCGUCACGUGGAACCCUCACAAGAUGAUGGGCGUCCCUCUGCAGUGCUCCGCCAUCCUGGUCCGAGAGAAGGGAAUCCUGGCAGGCUGCAACUCCAUGUGCGCCGGCUACCUGUUCCAGCCGGACAAGCAGUACGACGUCACCUACGACACCGGAGACAUGGCCAUCCAGUGCGGCCGGCACGUCGACAUCUUCAAGUUCUGGCUCAUGUGGAAGGCAAAGGGCACCAUCGGGUUCGAGCAGCACAUUGACAAGUGUUUGGAGCUGUCUCAAUACCUGUACAACAAGAUCAAGAACAGGGAGGGCUACGAGAUGGUGUUCGACGGCGUGCCCCAGCACACCAACGUCUGCUUCUGGUACAUUCCCCCCAGCCUGAGAGGGAUGCCCCACGGCGAUGAGCGGCGGGAAAAGCUCCACAGGGUGGCUCCCAAGAUCAAGGCCAUGAUGAUGGAGUCGGGCACCACCAUGGUGGGCUACCAGCCCCAGGGCAACAAGGUCAACUUCUUCCGCAUGGUGGUCUCCAACGCUGCGGCCACCCAGUCCGACAUCGACUUCCUCAUCGACGAGCUGGAGAGGCUGGGCAACGACCUGUAGACCUGUAGACCCCCGGACCACGCGGAUAACAUCUCCCUACGUCUCUUGUAGUCCGAGUACCAGUGAGGUGGAACAUCCCGCUGCUGCAGGCAGAGAAAUCACAGCACAUGUUUAGCUUCUCCUGUCCUGCGCAUCUUUGCCUGAAGCGUCCUAAAUGUUUCAAAGACAACUAGCAACGAUCCUCACUGUGUGUGUGUGUGUGUGUGUGUGUGUGUGUGUGUGUGUGUGUGUGUGUGUGUGUGUGUGUAAUCUAGUUUCUUGUCAGUGACAUUUGUUUUCUAAGGUCCACAUGUUUGCACCUGAGUGGGAAAAGCACAGAUAGAAACAUGAGAACCAGUAAGUUAUUCUGCUUUAUCCCACACUUGUAACUCACAAUUGCAUCACUGGUGCUUUCAGGUGUGUAUAUAUGUAUAUAUAUAUACACACACAUAGGUAUAUACAUAUAUAUAAAGUAUAUAUACAUACAGUAUGUGUGUGUGUAUAAUUCUACUGCACCAAACUAUUUGACUUAAACCAGUUCCCUAACCCCUGCAGGUGUGCAAAUGUGCAGAUGUAGGUGUGCAAAUGUGCAGAUGUGCAGAUGUGCAGGUGUGCAAAUGUGCAAAUGUGCAGAUGUGCAGGUGUGCAGGUGUGCAGGUGUGCAAAUGUGCAGGUGUGCAGGUGUGCAGAUGUGCAGGUGUGCAAAUGUGCAGGUGUGCAGGUGUGCAGGUGUGCAGAUGUGCAGGUGUGCAGAUGUGCAGGUGUGCAGGUGUGCAGGUGUGGCAGGUGUGCAGAUGUGGCACACUGAGUGUAUUGGUCAUGUAGUUCCAGGCUCAUUCUCAGCCUAGACGUGUGUGAAGAUGAGAGGAUUUAUUGUCCUUUGCUAGCAAAGCUACAGCUAGAAUAUUCCCCCUAUUCCUGAUGAGUUGUAUUCACGACGUUCUCAGAUACUCCAGGCCCGUGGCAGCCGUUGACUUGUGAAACGCUGCUUCCCCGUCUGUUUCCUGUAAUCACGCCAUACCCAUAAAUGACGAUAGGAUUGAUAGAAUAUUAAUGUCUGAUUAUAUAAGAACAAACACAGUAUCUAAUGCAUUUACAACAUUUGCACAUUCAGGUAUUUUACUGUAAAUGUAUAUUUAUGUGUAUUACAUAGUAAUGCAUUUAUAAAUGUAAUCAAAAGAAUUUAGUAAGAUUUUAUCUAUUGUGAAUCUGUCUGCCAAAGAAAGAGAGUCGGGAUCAGAGCAGUCGUCUUUUGUGUAGGAUUGUUGUAGAUUAUAGGUGUUUGUAGAGUUUUACCGACCGACGUUCAAACAACAUGCCGUUUCCCCCUUUGUGUUUUUGUGACUCUUUUAGACUGAAUGUUUGGAGAUGACUGGUUGGCCUUCUGAUGAGAUCAGGAAUGAAUUUCUAUGGUAUUGUGGCCAUGGCGCCCUCCUGUUUUCUUUCCUUUAUUUCUCUAGAAUCAAGCACAAAGGUGUGAGAAUGUACUCUUCUUUGGGUGCUGGGAAGAAAGUAUUGUCGUUCCAUCUGAAUCCCAACGCAGUUACUGUACUAUAGUAUAUUAAAUGUAAUACCUAUUACUUGUAUUCUCAGUGUUUCGGGGGCCCAGUGGAAUAUCUUGUAGUGGGGCUCCUGUUUAUGUCUUUGCAACAACGGUAACUUUUCUUUCUUCCAUUGUAAAUGGACGUGUAUUUAAAGAUAUUAACAAACUAUUUGUGGUAAUUAGGGACCAUAUGUGAAUGGCACAACUGCAUAAAUCAUAUUCAGUGUAACCUGUGUACUGUUUGUUGCCAAUGACUUAUACGUGACAAAUCUGAGUUUUGAUGAAGAGAGUUGUAAGGGAAUAUUUCCCAGGAGGUUUUCAGUAGGCACUUUAAAAGAAUUAUACAUCAUGAAAAAAUAUAUUAAAGUUUAUUGAAGGUAAAAUUGA